This is a messenger RNA of Austrofundulus limnaeus, 1569 nucleotides long. It is a transcript of the gene tmem59, whose product is annotated as transmembrane protein 59. The transcript is spliced from 9 exons. Gene Ontology annotation, cellular component: lysosome; late endosome. The record is from RefSeq and is a predicted model, not a curated record. Gene Ontology annotation, biological process: positive regulation of autophagy. NCBI's taxonomy places the organism in Eukaryota, Metazoa, Chordata, Actinopteri, Cyprinodontiformes, Rivulidae. The coding region runs from base 55 to 1035 and encodes 326 amino acids.
AGUCCGAUUAAGGUGGAUAAGGAACAGGAGAGUGUUGUUUGUUUAGGUUUCACAAUGGGAACAGCGUCUGUCGUUGUUCAUGUUGUAGGACUUUUUGUCCUCACCGUGAGUUCGUUAGCCUCUUCAGAUGUGUUUGACAGUGUUUUGGGGAACACGGUAUCUUGUCACAGGUCAUGUGAAAUGACAUACAGUUUGCACACGUAUCCGCGGGAAGAGGAACUGUAUGCCUGUCAGAGAGGCUGCCGUCUGUUCUCCAUUUGUCAGUUUGUUCGUGACGGCGACAAUUUGAAUCAGACCAAGUCCGAGUGUGAAUCAACUUGUCGUGAAGCCUACACUCAGACUGAUGAGCAGUAUGCAUGCAACAUGGGCUGUCACAAUCAGCUUCCUGUUGCUGAGCAGCGGCUGGAGCAGCUGGAGGCCAUGGUGCCCAGGAUUCAUCUUCUGUACCCACUGACUCUGGUCCGGGGCUUUUGGGACGACGUGAUGAGUCAGGCUCACAGCUUCAUCACUUCCACCUGGACUUUCUAUCUCCAGGCUGAUGAUGGAAAAGUGGUCAUUUUCCAGACUGAACCUCAAGUCAGGUUCUUCCCCCAGCUUGAUCUGGAUGACGAAAUGAAAUGGGAGCCACCAAAAAGCACCUCAGGACUGAGCAGUCCUAUUUACAAAGAAUACCAUCGCACUUUAAUCCAAGAGAGAGACAGAGAUCUGACUGGUGACCACAGCUAUGAUGAUGGAUACAACCUCUUCAGCUGUCUGUCCAGGAACUCUUGGCUGCCAGGGUGGAUCCUAACAUCCACUCUGAUUCUGUCUGUGUUGGUUCUGAUCUGGAUCUGCUGUGCCACGGUGGCGACUGCUGUGGAUCAAUAUGUGCCUGUUGAGAUAAAGAAGUUGAGCAUCUAUGGUGACAAGGACUACAUGAAAGAGCAGAAACUGACUCCAUACCCAGCAUCCUCCCUGCUCAUCAUCACCUCCAAAGGAACAGAAGAGGCAGGACCGCUCCCCUCCAAGGUCAACCUGGGCCAGUCUGACGUCUAGAGCCUAAAGCUGCACUCCAGAAGGGAGUUUCUCCUCUACACGAUUUUUAGUCCUCUGAUUUAGGGUCUGAGCUGGUUGUGGUGUGAACAGAACUUGCAGUGUGUUUUGUAUUGCCUCUACUUUGAUUGAAGCGUUUGAAAUUGGGGUGACUGGAAGGUGUUUAAUGUAUUUGAGGCAUUAUGUUAUGAUGAGGGCAGUACACGUUAAAAAGGCUUCAUGGCUUUUCUUAUUAUCGCUGUGUGCAGUAGCUCUCUGUCGGUGUGUAUUUUAUUGAAUGUCAAAUUGAACUCUUUGUGACCUGAAGUGAUGCAGAUUUCUCCUAAACCGACUUUUUUUUUUCUUUGUAAUUUAGAUUGUGCUAAUACUACAGACUUCUUGUUUAUCCUGUUUUUUUUUACCCCAAGUCGCUAUCCAGAUAAUUAAAUUUACAGCAAAUUCUGUUUUAAACCAAUGAAGAUGGUAUGUAAUCUUAAGAUUUUCUUGCUUCAGUUUGUUCUCUCAGCAACAAAGUGAAAUAAAAUAAAGCUAAAACCA